AUUGAAAUACAAUGAUAAAAGUGCUUAUAAGUGAUGUGAACAACAAAGUAACUAAUUAAAUGAUAUUUUAUAAUAAAAUCAUUCAAAAUAGGUGUCAAUUUGUUAGUGAUUUUGGUCAGCAUUGGGUUCAUUGCCUUCAUAGUAAUGGUCGUCUUAUUAAUGAAAUAUCGCUCAAAGAAAUCGAAGAAAAAGAAUAGCAUUUGUGAGGAAUCGGUUGAGUCCGGGGUCUUAUCGCCCAAUACUAAACGUAUGAAACUGACCAGAUCCGAGACGAAGAGCAGUAGUGAUAACUCUGACUCAAGCGAUGAUGUCCUGUACGAAAAGGACGAGCGAUAUGUGACGGAUAGAGUACAACCCAAACGGCAUUCCCUGCGUUCACAGCAAUCGGUCUCAUCGGUGGACUCGGAGAUGGAUACCAUCCCAACGCUUGUACUGUCGGUCACAACCGAUGAAAAGUACGCUUCGGUGGCACUAAUCAAAGCGAAAAAUCUUCGCCGAAGCGGUUUUUCAGCCAAUGAUAAGCUCAUACCGGAAGGAGUGUUCGCCAGAAUUUACCCCACGAGUAGAUCCGUGUCCUCCGAGGGCUCGCAUUCAGAGGAUGAACCACAGCGACAGACGUGUGAUGAGUACUUUGAGACCACUUUGAUUAAGUCUAAGAAAUCGUCGUUAAUUAAAUUUAACGACAAAGAGAAGUUUGAUGUGUUUAACGACAACUUUCCCAUUCGGAUCUCGAUCUAUGAAUACGAUAAGCAAAGGGUUCGCUACAACAUCGGCCAC
Messenger RNA from Oppiella nova, 777 nucleotides. Lineage: Eukaryota; Metazoa; Arthropoda; Arachnida; Sarcoptiformes; Oppiidae. The record is from the annotation of a GenBank genome assembly.